Eruca vesicaria subsp. sativa (arugula) is the source of this 348-nucleotide messenger RNA. Lineage: Eukaryota; Viridiplantae; Streptophyta; Magnoliopsida; Brassicales; Brassicaceae. The record is from the annotation of a GenBank genome assembly.
AUGGGAAAAAGCAGAUUCCCACUGUCGACUAUCCCUAUCUCGCCUCUCAUUCACCACACAUUUAGUCUCUACCACCUUUCUCUCUCAUCUGAGAUCGUGUCUCUUCUCUCUCUAUCACCUUUCUCUUUCGUCAUUCUCUCGAAAAUCCCUCAGAUUCUCUCAAGCAUUACGGGAUUCCAACUUCCUGCCCAUGUGGGGGAUGAAUCGUCGACGAGUUUUCUACUAAUCCAAAAGAUAAGGAUUGGUUACCAGGCCGUAGGUACUUCACUUGCAAUGAGUUCAAGGACGAUGGACUCCACUUCCAUCAACCAUGGGUUAUCGGAGUUCAGGAAGAGAUUAGUCGCUUAA